GCGAGGCACAGGGAAGAAAAAGGUCGCUUCGUGGAGAGCAGGAGGAGACACCCCGAAGUUGCAUCUGCCCCUCGUCCAUUCCUCCUCCUCCGGACCCCGAACCCAGGUCCGGUCGCCCAACGGCCGGAGCAGCCGCCUCUGUACCAUGACCGAGAUCACGGAGAAGGAAAAUGACCCGCAGCAGCACAACAGCGAUCCGCAGCAGAUUCCGGGCACCGCUCCCAGCCUCCACGAGACGAAGCUGCAGCGUUUCAAGCGCUCCCUCUCUCUCAAAACCAUCCUGCGGAGCAAGAGCGUCGAAAACUUCUUCCUGCGCUCCAACAGCGAGUUCAAGCUCCCCUCCGACGUUCUCCUCAGCCCCCCAGAUUCCCUGCCGCCCCCGUCUCCGCCGCCGGCCUUCACGGAGGCAGAGCACUCUCCCAGAGCGACCCCCAGGGCUCUGGCCCCCCUCAAGCCCAUUAAGACGCACAGCUUCCAAGAGCACAUCUUCAAGAAGCACAGCCCUUGCGAAAUCUGCCACCAGCUUAUCGUAGGGAACUCCAAGCAAGGCCUCCGAUGCAAGACAUGCAAAGCCAGCGUUCAUUUGUGGUGUUCAGAAGAGGUUUCCCACCAGCAGUGUCCCGGCAAGACGGCAACCUCUUUCCGACGCAAUCUCAGCUCCCCGAUGCUGGUGCAUGAGCCGCAGCCCCCGCCGGCAGCCCCCAAGGAGUCUCCCCCUACAGCAGGCCCCAGUGGAAAGGUGGACCCCAUUUACGAGACCCUGCGCUAUGGCACUUCACUGGCCUACAUGAAUCGCUCCAGCUUCAGCAGCACUUCUGAGUCCCCCACCAGGAGCCUGAAUGAGAAGGAAGAAGUGUCUGAGGACCCAGAAGGUGCUGGAAAGACAACAGAGGAAAGUCAACCCGAUGACGCAAGCCCAAUUUUCCCAGCACCAGCAGAGGGUGAGGGCACUACGUCAGAGGAAAAGAGCCCAGGGCAACAGUCAACUCAAGGCUGUGCGCGAAAGGAGAUCUCGCCCAUGUACUCGUAUGUCGCUCUCUACAAGUUUUUGCCUCAGGAGAUCAACGAUUUACCCCUGAAGCCUGGAGAUCGAAUCAUGCUGAUGGAUGAUUCCAAUGAGGACUGGUGGAAGGGGAAGAUGGGUGACCGUGUGGGUUUUUUCCCAGCCAAUUUUGUGCAGCGGGUCCGUCCGGGUGAAACAGUCUGGAGAUGCUGCAGGACUUUCUAUGGAAGUAAGGAACAGGGGCAGCUCAGCGUUAAGGAAAAUCAGAUCUGUGUUGGCGUGGGGAAGUCCAAGGAGAACGAGGGUUUCAUCAAGGUGACGAGUGGCAAAAAGCGAGGGAUGGUGCCGGCCGACGCCCUCACAGAAAUUUGAAGGCAGGAUGAGCACUCAAAGCAAGGCAGAAGAGUAUAACAGAGAUGUCAGCAGCAGCAAGGCAGGGGCAGACCUGCCUUACUCUCCAGCCCAUCCCAACCCUGAGCACCUGGCUAAUCACUAUUUCAUGGAAUCUUCUAGAUGGACUGAGGAUAUGGCUUUGGUUUGGACAAGGGAAGAGGACUGGGGGAGGGACUGGCUUGAGUGCCGGGACCCGCUGGGCUUGGACAUGUGCUCAAGCCUGCUUUUGCUUUCCACCACCCCUUUCGAAGGUCGUUUCAGGCAGCUCUUAUGGGUGCUGAGUGUGAGGGAGAUUUCCACCGCUGUAAUUCACGCCCCUUUUCCGCCCCGCCCCCCACUUUGCCUCUGGGUCACACUUCCACGGCAACAGACGCUGGUUGACAUCAGCUCGCCUGACCCGAGGGAGACUCUUUAUAUCUUGGCAUACCACUCCCUCGCGCUGCCCAAACCACUCCCUCAUUCAGACGUGCUCCCUGAUAAUUCUGUGUCGCAUGCGCCGCCCCCCCCCCCAAUGUGAAAAAGGCCUUCUCUGGGCAGGGAGAGGCCGCCUGAGUGUGUUGUCGUCCGUCUGUCCCUGUAUCAGUUUUAAAACCUUCAGGGCUGUCUGUAUAUUUGUGUGCUUGUGUAUAUAUGUGUUGGGAGGCGGCUGUCGCUCAGGAUUGGGGCAGCCCCCUGCCAAAAAAGAAAAAGGAGGCGGGACAAUUCCAUGCGGCCUCUCGUUUGUCGUGUACUCAAAGUCUUCCCCGCAGAGCCUGAGCCACAGUGAGCUCCUGGGAACCGAUAGUUACGUGCGGAGUGGGUGGGUGGGUGGGUUCCUUGAUGUGAGGUGCUGCCUUCGUUCCUGGCUCCCCGGCUAUUCCUUGACCUCCAUUUGUGCUCUCCCCCCCCCAGCAUGUGGUGGCCUACCCCCACUGCAUGACUGACAAGCCGUGUGGACCAUUUUCUCAGGGAACUUCCUCAGCUGGAUGCAUUUCUGACCUACACCGAGAAUGUCGCGGCAUUGCUCAUGUGAGGAGUUCAGAGACCCUGACCAUCCCAUCUUCCCUCACUUUUCCAGCAUGCUUCCAGCUAUUUGUCCUUUGUAAAUGUACUUUUGUAUAUAUAU
Molecule: messenger RNA, 2501 nt
Organism: Lacerta agilis (Sand lizard)
Lineage: Eukaryota; Metazoa; Chordata; Lepidosauria; Squamata; Lacertidae
Gene: STAC2
Product: SH3 and cysteine rich domain 2
Exons: 12
Coding region: 146-1375 (409 amino acids)
Biological process (GO): skeletal muscle contraction; positive regulation of voltage-gated calcium channel activity; positive regulation of protein localization to plasma membrane
Cellular component (GO): extrinsic component of cytoplasmic side of plasma membrane
Molecular function (GO): protein binding
Source: RefSeq, a predicted model, not a curated record